Molecule: messenger RNA, 2781 nt
Organism: Doryrhamphus excisus (bluestripe pipefish)
Lineage: Eukaryota; Metazoa; Chordata; Actinopteri; Syngnathiformes; Syngnathidae
Source: RefSeq, a predicted model, not a curated record
CUGGAGUUUAGAACGACUCGUUCAAUAAUCGCACAUUUCAAUUGAUGAGACAUUAGCUACCAUUACAUUACUUUUAAUGAAGUCGGCCAUGGUACUGUUUGUCCACAACGAUAGGGUGAAAAAAGUUUCCUUUGACGUGGAAGUGGUAAUGAAGAAAUACAUUUGAGGUUAACUAGUUAGCUUGCUAACUAGCUUGCUAGCUAACUCGAGUCCCUGCCGUUUAAGAGUCGAGGAGUGUGUUGUAAACCAAUAGGAUGAACUUCUUUCCCGUCCCGCCUCUCGUUCCGCGUCAUGGCCCUCCUCCUCUUGGUCAAGACAUGAAACGCCGCCACGCCGACCACAACCGCAAAGCCCAGCGCCAGGAUAACCAAACCCAGCGCCAGCAAGUGAGAGGUCCCCCCGCCGGAGUGGUUCAAUUGGUCCCACACGCCCACGCCCACGCAGCUGAAGCCGAUGAGAGUCCCCCAAAAGCCGAAAGCCAGCAUGCACGAGCUGCAGGACAGCUCAACGCCGCCCGUUACCACGGUGAUCCCCGCCACUGAGACCACGCCUCCAGUGGUCCCCUGCCUCCCCUGCCCUACUUACCUCCAACUUAUCUCCGUUCCUCCUCAGACGUGCACACUCCACAGCUGACAGGAGGAGACGCGGAGAUCCAAGCAUGGGGAACAGCACGAGUAGCGCCUUGUCCAAGGAGAUCCUGGAGGACCUGAAGUUGAGCACCAAGUUCAGCGAGCAGGAGAUCAGCCAGUGGUACGAGAACUUCCAGAAGCAGUGCCCGAGCGGGCGCAUCACGCCCGAGGAGUUCGAGCAGAUCUACGCCCGCUUCUUCCCGGACAGCGACGCCAAGAGCUACGCCCGCCACGUCUUCCGCUCCUUCGACACCAACGACGACGGCACGCUGGACUUCAAGGAGUACAUCAUCGCCCUGCACAUGACCUCCACCGGGAAGACCACCAGGAAGCUGGAGUGGGCCUUCUCGCUCUUCGACGUGGACAAGAACGGAUACAUCAACAAGACGGAAGUCACGGAAAUCUGCCAGGCCAUCUUCAAGCUGAUCCCCAAGGAGGAGCAGAGCAGACUCCCGCAGGACGAAAACACCCCCGAGAAACGAGCCAACAAGCUGUGGUCCUACUUUGAGAAGAAAGACAACGAGAGACUGGCUGAAGGGGAGUUCAUCAAGGGGGUCAUCGAGAAUGAAACCGCAAUGCGACUCAUCCACUACGGACCGCUCAAACAAUAAAAAAACAUCACCUCUCUUAUUAUUGCUUUUCUUUUCAGAAAUAUAGAUUCAUAAAUAAAUAUAUAUUAGAGGUGCAAAAUGGCUUCUUUUCCUAACCAAAAACAACAACCUUUAUGAUACCCACAACUCUUUUAUAUCAGCUUUUUUUAAAUAUCGAUGGAAAUAUGAAAUCAUCACAUGACUACUAGCGCAUCACUACUAUCAGGAGGAGCAGCGUAUAAAGGGGGAGGUGUGUUUGAUUCGCUCACCCGCACACUACAUUGGAGCUAUUUAGGGAAGCUUUCCAGAAAAAUCAAAAAAUCUUCUGGAAUAUAUAUUAAAAAAAUUAAAAAUUUCAAGAAAAAAGAUGAUUAUGGAAAAUAAGAUCAAAUAAAUAAUAAGGGCAUUUUCCUUAUCACGAAAAGUAAGGGAAGCUUUCCAAAAAAAUCAAAAAUCUUCUGGAAUAUAUAUUAAAAAAAAAAAUUUUAAUUCAAGAAAAAAAACUUUAUGGAAAAAAAGAUAAAAUAAAUAAUAAGGGCCUUUUCCUUAUCACGAAAAGUAAGGGAAGAUUUCCAGUAAAAUCAAAAAUCUUCUGGAAUAUAUAUUAAAAAAAAAAAAGUCAAGAAAAAAAAACUUUAUGGAAAAAUAUAAUAAAAUAAAUAAUAAGGGCCUUUUCCCCAAAAAAUUAUUUAAGAAAAAAAUUCCCAGUGUAAAUUUAAUUGAAUUAACAAUUUUAUUCAAUUUAAAUUAUCCAGCAAUGUUCCUGUGUUUUCCAAUUUUGUGGGGAAAUAAGACAAAAAUAAUAUAAAAUAAUAUCAAGUUUUUGGUUAAAUAAAAUAAAAUAAAAUAUCAAUAAUGAUCAAGAAAAUAAGGGGAAUUUUUCAUUAAAAAAAAGAAAAUGAGGAAAUAACCCUUCCCGGAAAAUAAGAUACAAAUAAAAAAACAUGAAAAUUUAAGAAAACAUUUGCAUUAAAUGAUUUCAGGAACAUUUUCCAUAAACAUUCUGCAUCACAUGACUACUAGCGCAUCACUACUAGCAGGAGGAGCAGCGUAUAAAGGGGGAGGUGUGUUUGAUUCGCUCACCCGCACACUACAUUGGAGCUAUUUUGAUCUAAUUUAUCAGUACGAUGUAAUUAAUAUUCCCUCAUAUCAUGCACCCCUAAUAUAUAUGUGUAUAUAAAUAUGUAUGUAUACGUAUGUACACAGUACACUUCAGUUAUAUUCCCACCCUGGAAGUCAAUUGUAUUUAUUGAAUGGGUAUUUUUCCUGGAAAUGACAAUAAAAGUAGCAAAAGAUUGUGAUGAAAUUAAAAUGUCUUAUGUUUAACACUUGGUUUCUCCCUCUCCUAACCCUGCCGCUUAGCUUCAUGUUGUCCCAUUUCAAACAUUUGCAAUAAAAGUGACUUUUAUGUGAGAUUCAGUUCCCUGGUGACAAGAGUCGUCUUUAAAUAUGCCUGACACGCUUAAUAAAGCAGUGCUACUCAACACUCAAUCAUAUCAUGAAUAGAUGGUGCGUUCAAGGACCGCCUGAUAAAGUGGGGCAUUUUUGCAUAUGAUUAUUUU